UCUCCACUCUCUUUCCCCAGUUUUGCCCUCUCUUUCACUUUCUUUCUUCUCUAGACUUAACCCCUGCCUCUCCUCUGCCCUCGGCUUUCACCAUUCUCUUUUUCCUCUGCAUAAAAAAAAAACAGGGGAAUACGCAUAAAAACCCAGAGAAAAAAUGCACAGAAUAUGUAGCGUGGAAUCUGAAAUCGCUCUUCGUCUUCCUCUGGCCUUGCUUUCUUGCGUUUAGCCUGCAAUGGAGGUCUCCUCUGAUAAACCCACCAGAGAAUAAAAGGUGGGGAAGGAAGAAUCCCGAGGGCCAGCAGGAAAAAACCCCCCUUUUUUUCUGGUCCUGUUCUAUGGCAGCAGCAACAGAGCCGUCCCAAGAGGUCUUCUCAUGGCUCAAGAAUCUGCCUUUGGCCCCGGAGUACCACCCCACGCUCGCCGAAUUUCAAGAUCCGAUAGCUUACAUUUUCAAGAUUGAGAAGGAAGCCUCCAAGUACGGUAUCUGCAAGAUUGUGCCCCCUGUGCCCCCCGGCCCGAAGAAAUCCGCCAUUACCAAUCUGAACCGCUCUCUGGCUGCUCGCGCCUCGAGCUCCGAGCGUCCUAAUUCCAAAUCCUCACCCACAUUCACUACCCGGCAGCAGCAGAUCGGGUUCUGCCCUCGGAAGCCGUGCCCUGUCAAGAAGCCCGUGUGGCAGAGCGGGGAGAACUACACUUUCCAAGAUUUCGAGACCAAGGCCAAGAGCUUCGAGAGGGUUUACUUGAGGAAAUUUUACAAGAAGGGGUCUCCUUCGGCUCUCGAAAUCGAGACCCUUUACUGGAAGGCGGCUGUGGACAAACCCUUUUCCGUGGAGUAUGCGAAUGACAUACCCGGUUCGGCUUUUCCGCCGAUACGUUCGAAGAAGGGGAGGGAGACAGGGGAAGGUAUGUUGACUGUCGGGGAGACCAAUUGGAACAUGAGAGGGGUCUCGAGGUCGAAAGGGUCGCUGCUGAGGUUCAUGAAGGAGGAGAUACCGGGAGUCACUUCACCUAUGGUUUAUGUGGCUAUGAUGUUUAGCUGGUUCGCUUGGCAUGUCGAGGACCAUGACUUGCACAGCCUGAAUUACUUGCACAUGGGGGCUGGGAAGACUUGGUAUGGUGUGCCAAGAGAUGCUGCAGUUGCAUUUGAGGAGGUUGUCAGGGUUCAGGGGUACGGAGGAGAGGUCAAUCCACUUAUUACAUUUGCCGUUCUUGGUGAGAAGACGACAGUAAUGUCUCCCGAAGUGCUUGUGGGGGCAGGAGUUCCAUGUUGCAGAUUGGUGCAAAACGCUGGAGAAUUUGUUGUCACUUUCCCUAGAGCCUACCAUUCGGGGUUUAGUCAUGGGUUUAAUUGUGGAGAGGCAGCUAAUAUUGCCACUCCCGAGUGGCUACUAUUUGCAAAGGAGGCCGCUAUUCGAAGAGCUUCAAUUAAUUAUCCUCCCAUGGUGUCACAUUUUCAGUUACUUUAUGACCUGGCUUUAGCAUUUUGCUCAAGGGUUCCUACAUGCAUAAAUACUGGGCCACGCAGUUCUAGAUUGAAAGAUAAGAAAAAGGGUGAAGGAGAGUCCAUGGUCAAAGAGCAGUUUGUACAGAAUUGUAUCGAGAACAAUAAACUGCUUCAUAUUCUUGGAAAAGAUUCUACCGUUGUACGUCUUCCUGAAAGUUCUUCAGACAUUUCUGUUUGUUCAAACCUACGUGUUGGAUCCCAUUUAAGGGUGAACCGCAGCUUGUCUGAGGAUACUAUGACGUCUCAUGGGGGACUGGUGUCUGACAAUCUUAUUGCAGAUAGAAAACAGACCAUUGAUUUAGUAGAUGAUUUGUACUCAAUGAAAGCGUUUUCCUCCUUUUAUGAGAGGAAGAGGAUUUUGUCAAUGUACGGAGCUGGUGAUAUUCACCCACCUAGAGACGGCGAAGGAGAUAGUAAAGCACAAGGCGAUAGGUUGUCAGAUCAAAGACUCUUUUCCUGUGUCACGUGUGGAAUACUGACCUUUGCUUGUGCUGCCAUUGUUCAACCUAGAGAACCAGCUGCUAGGUAUCUCAUGUCGGCCGAUUGUAGCUUCUUUAACGACUGGACUGUUAAUCCUGGCGUUCCUACCAAAGGCUUCAAUGUUUCUGCUGGUGCUGAUAUAAUUGCAUAUAAAAGGAGAACACAAGCAGGAUCUGUUGAGAAAAGUCGCGCUGCUGCUCUCUAUGACGUCUCUCCACUUCAAUCAACUAAUUAUCAAAUCCAAGAAGCCCAUCAAAGCUCUGAAGCUUUUUCAAAUUCUGAUAAAUUAAAAGGGACUUCUGCCCUUGGUUUAUUAGCUUUAAAUUAUGGAAAUUCAUCUGAUUCUGAAGAAGAUCAGAUUGAUUCGGAUGCUCCUAAUGAGACUACUUCAAGACCUCAGUAUGGUAAUAAUAAUCUUCCUGAUUCAGCGUUGCCUCCUUUCUUGCCAGAACACCACAGUGGUCCAAAUGGCGGUUCUCCUCAUAAUUGCUGUCCCGAAAUUGGAUAUAGAGGAGCUAACUUUGUGGAUAAAAGUCAUCAGACCUUUAAGUACUCUGCUAACUUUAGAGCUGAUGAAACCAGAUCGAGUGAAAAACAUGGAAGCACAGGUUUUCCUAAAUCUGAUGAAGACUCCUCUAGAAUGCAUAUAUUCUGCCUUGAGCACGCCAUUGAAGUUGAUCAGCGACUUCGACCUAUAGGAGGGGUUUAUAUAUAUCUUGUGUGUCAUCCAGACUAUCCAAGGGUUGAAGCUGAGGCAAAGUUGCUGGCUGAAGAGUUGGGAAUAGAUCAUUCAUGGAAUGAAAUAGCGUUCAGGGAUGCUAUGGGAGAGGAUAAGGAAAGAAUUCAAUCAGCUUUGGAUAGUGAGGAAGCAAUAGCUGGAUAUGGGGACUGGGCAGUAAAACUUGGCAUCAAUCUCUUCUACAGUGCGAAUCUCUGCUCGUCUCCUCUUUAUAGCAAGCAAAUGCCUUACAAUUCUGUGAUAUACAAUGCAUUUGGUCGUGAAUCUUCCAGCUCACCUGCAAAGCUUGAUGAUUUUGGUCGGCGGCCAAGCAAGCAGAAGAAAAGUGUUGCAGGUAAAUGGUGUGGUAAAGUGUGGAUGUCAAAUCAGGUCCAUCCCUUUCUGGCACCUAAGGAUGCUGAAGAAGUAGAAGAAGAGAGAAGCUUCCAUGCUUCGAUGACAUCUGAUGACAAGCUUGAGAGGCAAUCUGGGUUGAAUAGAGAAACCACCUUGGCAACUAGAAAAUUUUCUAGGAAGAGAAAAAUGGCCAGAGAGAGUGGGCCAUCCAAGAAAAAGAGUGUUUCUAGAAAGGAAGAAGUUUCAGAUGAUGCCUUAGCUGAAGAUUCUGAGAAGCUCAUGAGCAUUCCUAAACACAAGACAGCCAAAAGCUUUAGGAGAGAGGACCCAGUUUCAGAUGAUCAAGUUGAUGAGAUUUCUUGUUUGCAGCAUCAAACAAUUCCCAGAAGGAAGCAAAAAAAGUUUGUGAAGAGAGGAUAUGCCAGCUCAGAUGAUGAUUCUCUGGAGGACAAGUUUAAAGCGUUGCGUGGAAAGAAUUUUAGAAAGGCAACCAAUUUCACAUCAAGUGGCGACAUGCUUUCAGAUGAUUCACUGGAGGAGGACUCUCAGCAGCAGGGGAGGAUUCUUACUGGAAAGAAGACCAAACAUUAUGAGAGGGAUGAUGUCAUGUCAGAUGAUUCGGAGGGGAAUUAUAACAAGCUGCAGCAUCCGAGGAUCUGUAAGAAAACUCCAGCUAAUGCCAAAUUUGAAGGUGCAGAUUCAGACAGUUCACCUGAGGAUGCAUUUCCUCAGCGACAGAGAAGUCUUAGAAACCGAAAGGUGAAUAGAGAUACUCUAAGGAUUAAAAAUCAAGGGAACCUGUUGGAGAAACUGAAGAAGCGAGGAAUUCCUAGGGUAACAAAAGAAGUCGGUGCUCGGCAUCUGAAACAGGAAAGUUCUCGCCCUCGGAGUAACAAAUAUGAGCGCAGUGUUGAGCAAUCAGAUGAAUCAGAUGAAGAGGACCAAGAGGGAGGUGGUCCUAGCACACGCCUGAGGAAGAGAACUGCAAAGCCUACAAAGGAAAGGAAAGCUGAUAAGCCACCACCAGGGAAGAAGCAAGCUAAUAAUGGUAAGAAAAAUGUGAAAGCUGGGCCUACUGUUAAGCGGCCUGUGGGACGAAAUGAUGCUAGAAUGGAGAAGUUCGAGGAAGCAGAAUAUAAAUGUGAUCUUGAGGGUUGCACCAUGAGUUUUGGCUCUAAACAGGAGCUCACCUUGCACAAAAAGAAUGUCUGUCCAGUCAAAGGGUGCGGGAAAAAGUUCUUCUCUCACAAGUAUCUGGUGCAGCACCGUCGAGUCCAUCUCGACGACCGGCCUCUGAAGUGCCCUUGGAAGGGCUGUAAGAUGACAUUCAAGUGGGCCUGGGCUAGGACAGAGCACAUAAGGGUUCACACGGGUGCCCGCCCCUAUAUCUGCGCUGAGCCCGGCUGCGGCCAGACGUUCCGGUUCGUUUCUGACUUUAGUCGUCACAAGAGAAAGACUGGUCACUCGGUGAAGGGCAAGGGUUAAUUUAGGUGUACAAAAGAAUCAUCGCGAUUUAAGGAUUGCUAAUGGGACUUUAGUGGGGCUUUAGGGGGGGUAGCAUCUGGUAGGUAGAAGUGGGAUUCUUCCCUGCAACUCUUCAUUUGACUUGGCUGUUUAUUCCAUUCUGAUCUGGGUCUCCAUUUGGUUAUUUAUUUGCUAGAAGCAGAGAGCAUUCUUCAUUUCUUGGAACACCUAAACCAAUUGUUCUCAAAUGUAAAUCAAUGCUGACCCCGACAUGCAUUUCGCUGAUUUCUCUUGUA
Molecule: messenger RNA, 4819 nt
Organism: Eucalyptus grandis
Lineage: Eukaryota; Viridiplantae; Streptophyta; Magnoliopsida; Myrtales; Myrtaceae
Product: lysine-specific demethylase REF6
Exons: 7
Coding region: 336-4544 (1402 amino acids)
Biological process (GO): chromatin remodeling
Cellular component (GO): nucleus
Molecular function (GO): histone H3K4me/H3K4me2/H3K4me3 demethylase activity
Source: RefSeq, a predicted model, not a curated record